AUGCAAGCGUACAACUGCCCAGUAGGACCUCGCGGCCCUCCAGGACAGCGCGGAGAUGAUGGGGAGCCAGGAGUGCCAGGUGAACCAGGAGAACGUGGAAGACCAGGUUCUAUUAUGGCAUACGAUGUAGGGGUGCGUGGAUGUUUAAAAUGCCCUGCUGGUCCUCCUGGACCACCUGGUCCACCUGGUUUCCAAGGAUUACCAGGUGUCGACGGCGAUGAAGGGAUGCCAGCUCCAAGUGGGGCACCCGGUCAGCCAGGACCGGUCGGCGAAAUGGGUGAUCCCGGGCCACCGGGAUUGCCUGGAUCUGAAGGAGUCCCAGGACCACCAGGCAAGUCAGCUAGGCACGCAAUUGGUCUGCCAGGACCAAUGGGAGCGAUGGGUCCUAUGGGAAUGCCUGGUGCAGCCGGAAGAGAUGGAACUGAUGCGUCUGUAGGAGAACCUGGACUAGUAGGAAUGCCAGGGUUGCCAGGAAUUCGCGGUCCACCAGGAGAAGACGGGCCGCCAGGCAGAAACGGUAGACCGGGUAAUCCCGGUGCCGAUGCAGCUUAUUGUCCAUGUCCACCAAGACGCUUCGAAAGCGAAUACGGGAAAAGCUUCAGACGUGCUUUAGAAAAGGGAUUCGAAAAAGUCGAUGUGAUCGAGGUGAUUGACUUGAGAGAUACAGAUGAGGCGACCAAGAGUGCUAAAGCUUUGAAGGCGAGACGUUCAAGAGCUCCGACGAGACUUCACGGGGUCAGAGUCGGGGGACACCGUACACGUCGACGUCCGCACCGAAAACGAACAGUAGAGAGAUCGCGAGAUAAACAUUAG
Messenger RNA from Cooperia oncophora, 813 nucleotides. NCBI's taxonomy places the organism in Eukaryota, Metazoa, Nematoda, Chromadorea, Rhabditida, Trichostrongylidae. The record is from the annotation of a GenBank genome assembly.